UUUAAUAGGUGGUGUAUGACAAAACACGCGUGUAUGUCACGUGAUAUGGACUGGGAGAAAUCGAAACUUAAGAACGGCUGUUACCUUAUAUAUUGCAGAAUUCAGACUAGAGAAUGCUUAAAGCAGAAUAAUUACAUGGAAGACAAGAUCAUUUGACAACAAUCCCCUUUGAGUAAAGCAAUCUCUAGAAGAAAACAAAACUGAAUCUGAAAGAUCCAAGAACACGAACCUGCACUGAAACAUUUGCUCUGUUAAAAUGGAUGAACCACCCUGUUCACCGAGUCCUACCUGCUCAGGAGACACUGCAUUAUGUCUUGCGGACACUAAAGUUCAGGGGAAAAAAAACAAGAAGAACAAAAGGCAUAAAAAGAAACCAAGCGCCGCAUGUCAAAUGAAAAGAGACAGUGAGUGUUCCCUGGUCACCGCUGAGCAGUCAUCACCCUCACAGCACCAGCCCGAGCACCUCAAGAACAGCCAAAAAACAAGAAUCCUUUCACCUGCAACUUCGUUUGCAAGCUCCACUCAUCGCGAAGAAACCAACACUUCACAGCAGGCAUCAGCCCGUUCUACCUGUGACCAGUCAACGCAGACAGAGUCUGCUCAACUCCAGUCUGUCCAAACACAAUCAACACAAACCCCUCCAAUCCAAGGCAUUCACACUACAAUAACAGAACCCAAAUCCACCCAGACACUACAUUCCAGUUUUUCCUUCGAACAGGCGUACUGGGGAAGAUCUUUCACAGAUCAGUCAGCUGAUGAACGAGAAACUCAGUCCAGCUCCAGCAGCGGUCAUCUAACUGUCUUAUCCUGGAAUAUAGAUUGCCUGGAUACAGAUAAUAUCUCUUAUCGGGUCAAAGGCCUGCUAUCACAAUUUGGAAAGUACCGUGCAGAUGUAGUACUUUUGCAAGAGCUGAUUCCUGGUUGUUUGACAAUGUUAGAGAAAAUUAUGAAAGACUAUCAGUUUAUUCAAGGCAGUGAAGAUGGCUAUUUCACUGCCAUUUUGCUCAGAAAGGACAGAGUGCAAUUCCUAGAGAGCAACAUAGUGAAGUAUCCCACCACAGAGAUGGGUAGAAACCUGCAAAUAGCAAACGUGAGUUUUUUAGGGCAUCCACUGUGCAUUAUGACAUCUCAUCUGGAGAGCUGUAAGCCCAACUCUCAAGAACGCUUGAAUCAGCUGCGGAGAGUCUGGAAAUGGAUAAAAGAGGCUCCGCAGGACCACACAGUUAUAUUUGGAGGAGAUACCAACCUUAGAGAUUGGGAAGUGAAGAAGCUCGGGGGGCUGCCGGACGGUAUCUCUGAUGUGUGGGAGAUGCUGGGAGAGCCGGAGGAAAGCAGAUACACCUGGGACACGUCCAUUAAUGAUAACAAAGAAAUCCCUAAUUCUAUACGCCUGCGAUUUGAUCGUCUGUUCCUGAGAGCAGCUGCAGUGGGUGACAAAAUACGGCCAGAAACCAUGACCCUGAUUGGUCUGGAGAAGCUGAAGUGUGACUAUUUUAUCAGCGACCAUUGGGGCAUCCUUUGUACUUUCAAAUUUGGGGCAUCAAAAGAGCAAAAUGUCAGUGAUUGAUUUUUUUUUUUAACGGGCUGCACUGGAUUACAUUAGUUAAUGGAUCACAAACACGCGCUGAUAUGAAAAUAUUGAUAUGAACUCUGAACUAGUGUUUAAAUGGUGAUUGACAAUCCUAAACUGCUGGGAGAUUAACAAGUUGUGCAGCAACUAAUGUAUAUACUUAUAUGGGCAGAAUAUGGCUAGUUGUGACACUUUCUACUGUAGUGAUUUAAGCAUUUCUAUUUAAUCACAUAUCUUUCAGUUUUUUGGCGAUUAUUGCCUAGAUAAAAAUAUAUAGUUCACUCAACACAAUGACCAUUUAUGGCAACAUGCCAUAGGAGUGGAAUGAAACCUGCUAUUAAACAAUCUAUUAUUGGAUUUUGAGGAAAAUAAAAUGGUUAAUAUAAAAAAAACA
Puntigrus tetrazona (Sumatra barb) is the source of this 1964-nucleotide messenger RNA. RefSeq names its product tyrosyl-DNA phosphodiesterase 2-like. Gene Ontology annotation, biological process: double-strand break repair. The coding region runs from base 257 to 1567 and encodes 436 amino acids. The record is from RefSeq and is a predicted model, not a curated record. Gene Ontology annotation, molecular function: 5'-tyrosyl-DNA phosphodiesterase activity; single-stranded DNA binding. Gene Ontology annotation, cellular component: cytoplasm; PML body. The transcript is spliced from 7 exons. NCBI's taxonomy places the organism in Eukaryota, Metazoa, Chordata, Actinopteri, Cypriniformes, Cyprinidae.